AUGGCUGAGUUGUUCAGCGAGCAGGCUGCCAUCUACGCUGCGGCCCGGCCGGUCUACCCCAAGGAUCUGUUUGCCAAGCUCGCGGCUCUCACCGAUGGUCACCGUUUCGCCUGGGAUGUUGGCACUGGCAGUGGUCAGGCCGCCAUCGGUGUCGCAGAGCACUACGACAAGGUUCUGGCGACGGACGCGAGCGCGGAGCAGCUGCGGCACGCCGUCCCACACCCCAAGGUCCGGUACCUCCACACCGCCGACACAACGCCAGAGGAGGAGCUCGUGGCCGCCGUCGGGGGUGAGGGCAGCGUCGACCUCAUCACGGUGGCGCAGGCGGUACACUGGUUCGACCUCCCGGCGUUUUAUGCCGUGGCUAACCGGGUCCUGCGGAAGCCCGGAGGGGUGAUCGCAGUGUGGGGCUACAACUACCACGUGAUCCCCGUGGAGGACUUGCUGUCGCGCUUCUUCCGCACCACCCUGCCGUACCGGGACCCCAGAUCGUGGUACCUCAUGGAAGGGUUCCGGAACCUGCCGUUCCCGUUCGCGGACGUCGGGCUCGGGAGGGAGGGCCAGCCGGCCGGCUUCGACAUAGAGCAGGAGAAGUCGUUCGCGGGGCUCAUCGGCAUGCUUAGGUCCACCGGGGCGGUGGCGAGAGCCAGGCAGCAGGAUGGCGUGGAGCUGCUGGACGAACACGUGAUCAAGGAGCUGGAGGAAGAAUGGGGAGGGCCGGAGCUUGUCCGAAAGGUGACGUACAAGGCCUUCCUGCUGACAGGAACCCCUCGUCCUGCUCCUUCUCCUCCUCCAUCUGCAGGAGCGGGACUAGAGGAAUGA
Triticum turgidum subsp. durum (durum wheat) is the source of this 822-nucleotide messenger RNA. The record is from the annotation of a GenBank genome assembly. NCBI's taxonomy places the organism in Eukaryota, Viridiplantae, Streptophyta, Magnoliopsida, Poales, Poaceae.